Artibeus jamaicensis (Jamaican fruit-eating bat) is the source of this 1723-nucleotide messenger RNA. It is a transcript of the gene SMARCB1, whose product is annotated as SWI/SNF related, matrix associated, actin dependent regulator of chromatin, subfamily b, member 1. The transcript is spliced from 10 exons. Bases 342 to 1430 code for a protein of 362 amino acids. Lineage: Eukaryota; Metazoa; Chordata; Mammalia; Chiroptera; Phyllostomidae. Gene Ontology annotation, cellular component: nucleus; nuclear chromosome. The record is from RefSeq and is a predicted model, not a curated record. Gene Ontology annotation, molecular function: transcription coregulator activity. Gene Ontology annotation, biological process: chromatin remodeling; regulation of transcription by RNA polymerase II.
AUGAUGAUGGCGCUGAGCAAGACCUUCGGGCAGAAACCCGUCAAGUUUCAGCUGGAGGACGACGGCGAGUUCUACAUGAUCGGCUCUGAGGCGUGACAGCUCUUUGUUGAAUCAGCUGGACUGCUGACUUCAGGAAAACCCCACAACUGGUCCUUCCGUGGUAGAUUGUACUAAGUAUAUUAAGUUUUUACAGAUUACCUCGCACUAGGCCUUUGUGGUCUAAAGGCAGUCCCCAGAUAGUGUACAUUCCUUUUUUUUUUUUUAAAGCAUAGCUGUGCAAUUCAGACCUGCAUAUACCAAGCAGUAGAGUCUCACGUGACGAGGUGGGAAACUACCUCCGUAUGUUCCGAGGUUCUCUGUACAAGAGAUAUCCCUCACUCUGGAGGCGACUAGCCACUGUGGAAGAGAGGAAGAAAAUAGUUGCAUCGUCACAUGGUAAAAAAACAAAACCUAACACUAAGGAUCACGGAUACACAACUCUGGCCACUAGCGUGACUCUGUUAAAAGCCUCAGAGGUGGAAGAGAUUCUGGACGGCAAUGAUGAGAAGUACAAGGCUGUGUCCAUCAGCACGGAGCCCCCCACCUACCUCAGGGAACAGAAAGCAAAGAGGAACAAUCAGUGGGUGCCCACCCUGCCCAAUAGCUCCCACCAUCUGGAUGCCGUACCAUGCUCCACGACCAUCAACAGGAACCGCAUGGGCCGGGACAAGAAGAGAACCUUCCCUCUCUGCUUUGAUGAUCACGACCCAGCAGUGAUCCACGAGAAUGCAUCCCAGCCUGAGGUGCUGGUCCCCAUUCGGCUGGACAUGGAGAUCGAUGGGCAGAAGCUGAGGGACGCCUUUACUUGGAACAUGAAUGAGAAGCUGAUGACCCCUGAGAUGUUUUCAGAAAUCCUCUGUGAUGACCUAGAUUUGAACCCACUGACAUUUGUGCCAGCCAUUGCCUCUGCCAUCAGACAACAGAUUGAGUCCUACCCCACGGACAGCAUCCUGGAGGACCAGUCAGACCAGCGCGUCAUCAUCAAGGUUCCGACUGCUCUAAUUUGGGUGCUUUGGUUCUGGCCCCAGCUGAAUAUUCAUGUGGGGAACAUCUCCCUGGUGGACCAGUUCGAGUGGGACAUGUCAGAGAAGGAGAACUCUCCUGAGAAGUUUGCCCUGAAGCUGUGCUCAGAGCUGGGACUAGGCGGCGAGUUUGUCACCACCAUUGCCUACAGCAUUCGGGGACAGCUGAGCUGGCAUCAGAAGACCUACGCCUUCAGUGAGAACCCCCUGCCCACUGUGGAGAUUGCCAUUCGGAACACAGGAGACGCUGACCAGUGGUGCCCGCUGCUGGAGACCCUGACUGACGCCGAGAUGGAAAAGAAGAUCCGUGACCAGGACAGGAACACAAGGCGUAUGAGGCGUCUCGCCAACACUGCCCCAGCCUGGUAACCAGCCCAUCAGUGCUUGGCUCCCACAGAGUGUUCAGAAGACCGGCCUGUCUCUCCAUCUUCUGGCAAAGGGGGAGGCAAGGGGGCCGCCCAGGGCCGUCCUGAGCAGCACAGCAUGGAGGCCUUCCAGGUCGCCCUCCCCGGGCACACUUUCCAUUUGCUGAGCCCUAGUCUCCACCACCCCAGUCUCUGGUCAAGAAGAAGCCUCAUUUUGGGUUAUGUUUUGUUUUUGUAUCGGAGCCCGAGGCAGAGCUAGUAACACUUUUUAAAUAAAAGACGACAGGUCACGUUCCA